GUGAGUCGGAGGGUUAGUGAGAGGCAGGCACUGCUCGUGGUUACUCAGACGGAAAAGGCUCUCACGGCCGAGAGGAGAGGAGAAGAGAAGAGGGAGCAUUCCCUUUGGGAUUCCGAGGCAUCAGCUGCCUGCUCCGACCUGGAUCAUCCGUCCCGAGGAAAAUCGCCGCGGCUCAUCCCAGAGACUUUUCCAGCACCGCAUCACAUCUGCCCGUUCAGGAGACUUGAGACUCAGGAUCACCUGCCUGUCUGUGGCGGAUCCUCUCUACCCUCCUCUCUCCUCUCUCAUCUUCUUUAUCUCCGUCUCGCUCCCUCUCUAUCUAUCUUUUUUUUACCUUUUUUGUGAGGGUGAGAGGUGGUUGGUUUGGUCAGUGCGUCGUCGUGGGAGAUGUCCUUCUGAUCACGUCCGAGAGCGUCGGCAGCUGCAACAGCAGGACUGAGCGAGCGAGCGAGAGACAGAGCUGUGCAGCGCUGUGCUGCGCGCCUCACGAGGCGGGAAGAGUCAGCCAGCGCCGUGACAGAGAGAUCCUCUCGCUCUCCCCUCUCUCUAUCCCUCUCUUCCCCUCUCCCUCUCUUCCUCUCUCUCUCUCCCACUCGUUUUCUCUGCUUCUCUCAGCCACACUCUCAACACUCAGCACUGCACAGCCUGUCUGCCAGUUCACAUCAGUGCUCUGCUCUCUCUGUCUCUCUCUCUUCUCUCUUUUACUCUCUCUCUCUCCCUUGUAUUCUCUGCUCUUGUGUUUUUCUUUCUUUGCUCUGCCUAGUCAGUCUUUCUCUCUUUCCCUCCCUCUCCUCUCACUGCUCAUCUCUGCUCUCUCUCUCUCUCUCUCGUUCUGCUCUUCCCCCUCUAGCUGUGUGAGUGAUAAACGCCUCUCAGUCUCUCUCUCUCUCUCUCUCUCUCUCUCUCUCUCUCUCCCUCUCUCUCACUGACACACACACACACACACACACGGCGCAGACAGAUCUUCGCGAUGGGAGAUAAAGGCACAAGGGUGUUCAAGAAAGCAAGUCCCAAUGGCAAGCUCACAGUCUACCUUGGGAAGAGGGACUUUGUUGACCAUGUGGACCUUGUGGAGCCUGUCGAUGGUGUUGUUCUAAUUGAUCCAGAGUAUUUAAAGGAGAGGAAAGUGUUCGUCACGUUGACGUGUGCCUUCCGCUACGGCCGCGAGGAUCUGGACGUUCUGGGCCUGACGUUCCGUAAGGACCUCUUCGUGGCCAACAUCCAGGCGUUCCCGCCGGUGGCCGAGGAGAAGAAAAGUCUCACGCGCCUGCAGGAGCGCCUCAUCAAGAAGCUCGGGGAGCAUGCGUACCCUUUCACCUUCGAGAUUCCUCCCAACCUGCCCUGCUCAGUCACCCUGCAGCCCGGCCCGGAGGACACGGGGAAGGCCUGUGGGGUGGACUUUGAAGUCAAAGCCUUCUGCGCGGAGAACGUUGAGGAAAAAAUCCACAAAAGGAACUCUGUGCGCCUCGUUAUCAGGAAGGUCCAGUAUGCCCCGGAGAAGCCAGGUCCACAGCCCAUGGCCGAGACAACGCGGCAGUUCCUCAUGUCCGACAAGCCUCUGCACCUGGAGGCCUCUCUGGAUAAAGAGAUUUAUUACCACGGCGAGCCCAUAAGUGUCAAUGUUCAUGUCACCAACAACACAAACAAGACAGUAAAGAAAAUGAAGAUUUCAGUACGUCAGUAUGCAGAUAUAUGCCUGUUCAACACGGCUCAGUACAAGUGCCCAGUCGCAACAGAGGAGUCAGAUGACAUAGUUGCCCCAAGUGCCACGUUCUGUAAGGUCUACACCCUCACGCCCUUCCUGGCCAAUAACCGCGAGAAGAGAGGCCUGGCACUGGACGGAAAGCUCAAGCACGAGGACACGAACCUGGCCUCCAGCACGCUGUUGAGAGAAGGGGCCAACAAGGAGAUCCUGGGAAUCAUUGUUUCCUACAAAGUCAAAGUGAAGCUGGUGGUGUCGAGAGGCGGUCUUCUGGGAGAUCUUGCCUCAAGUGAUGUUGCUGUGGAGCUGCCUUUCACGUUAAUGCAUCCGAAACCGAUAGAGGAAUCUUCGUACAGAGAUGCUCCUGAGAGCGACGCACCCAUCGACACCAACCUGAUUGAAUUCGACACAAAUGACGAUGACAUCAUCUUUGAGGACUUUGCGCGGCAGCGGCUCAUCGGGGUGAAGGACGACAAGGAGGAGGAAGACGAGGGAACAGACUCGCCCCGGCUGAACGACAGAUAAGCGCCGAACGUGGCGGCGUGUCGUGGCUCUUCUCCUGAGGCGGUGGUGUUGCUUUUCCCCAGGCUUUAUCUCCAGCCCAUUCGGCUAUGUGUGAACCUGGAGCGAGGAAGACCCUUUUUUCGAUGAAACGGAGAGAGAGGGAGAGAGGGAGAGAAAAACAAACAAACAAACAAACAAACAAACACACACACACUCAGUGGUGCCGCCGCCGUGUUUCUUGUUCACAUUCGUCUUUCCAUACAGCCUGGACAAGUGUUAGAAAACUAAACCUCUACAUGUUAGGUGCUUGUGUGACCUAGUCAUCAGUGUUGGCAGGAGCAAGGGAGAUAGAGAGAGAGAAAGACAGAGAGAGAGAAGGAGAGAGAGAGAGGGAUAGAGAAAGAUUUCUGUGCAUAGGCUACUUUAGGGCCACUUUCUAGGCACCUGGGAUUUCCUAUAAAGUUCACUCAAACUGAGGUUGAGCAUUUGUCACCGUGGCUAAAUCUAACUUGAGUGGAAGCAUGCCUUGAAAUAAACAUCACUUUGUAAUACAUGUUUUUUUUUAAUGUUUUGUUAGGUUUGUUUUGGUUUGUUUUUGUUGCAUAUUUUGUAUUAGUAGGAAUGAGCAAAGACACAACUCGGUAUUGGUAAUAUAUUUAAUGUAUCAUAUAUGUACUCUUUCCGUAUGUAUCUGGGAUUGUUAUCAUGACUACUGCCAAAUUCAGUAUGAGCUGCCGAAUGCACCUUCCAUCAGGGAAAACUCCUAUGUGUACAAAUGUAGGGGGGGGUUAGGGGAGAAUUUGGAUAAUUAUUUACUUGUAAACAUAAAGAUAUAUAUAUAUAUAUAAAUAUACAUAUAUUUCAUUUCGCCUUACAUAAGACAAGACAUGUUGGUAGUAACUGUUUGAUAAUCCAGCGAGAGAUGUCGUUUUGAGACUGUUCUAAUCCCUGCUUUGUGGAAAAACCUUCCUAGUAGUAGCACUGAUAUGCAGAAAUGACAUAAAUCCCAUAUUCACAUCACAAACACAUACAAUACAAUCAGAAUGUCAUGUCUCCUUUGCCAAACUAUACCAUCCAGUGUCACUUUAUUUAAAAAUACAAAAAGAAAAGUUUAAUAUACAUAUGAACGCCAUCCAUUUCUGAAACACCUGAUUCAUAUGGACAUAAAAUGGCCCAAUAUGUAAUCAGACAGAAGUAGUUUUACCUCUAUACAGCUUUUCUAAAAAUGAGAAAUCCUGUCUCCAGCGUGGUGGUUUUGUUCAACAUUCUCCAGGCUAACCGUGCAUCGUAGAGAGAGGAAAGAGCCUUACUAAACACUGAAAUGAAACUAUAUAUUAUACCUAUAAAGAAAGGAGUGGCCUUGUUAUCUUGCAUGAGACGUCAAUACUUUGUAUGUUUUUUGUGAAUGGGAUUCAUGCUUUUCCCAAUAUCGCCUUUUCAAUUUUUUUUUUGUAAAAGUUUUACUACCAUAGUAUAUGGUCUUACUGUUUCCAUGAUUAGAUAUUCUGACCUAUCACAAGGUUAUUUGGACAUGCUGCUCUGGUCCAAUGACUGUCCUGCUCCCUUUUCUUCACUGUGUUAAAGUCAUAUUGACUGUGAGUCAUUCCAACCAUUCAAAAUGAAUUGAAAUCAUAGAUACGUAAAACAUUAUGAGGGGCUAUCGAGUAUUUAUUGACAAAUGAAUAUUAUUGACCAUUACACUGACAUUAUUAUUAUUAUUAUUAUUAUUAUUAUUAUUAUUAUUGUCAUCAUCAUUAUUAUACAUACAAGUUUCAGGCGAGGGUGUAAAAGAUAUUAUGUUCAGCUGUAUCUUUAUUAAUAAAAAAUGUGUCUA
Molecule: messenger RNA, 4040 nt
Organism: Sardina pilchardus (European sardine)
Lineage: Eukaryota; Metazoa; Chordata; Actinopteri; Clupeiformes; Clupeidae
Gene: arrb1
Product: arrestin, beta 1
Exons: 16
Coding region: 971-2227 (418 amino acids)
Biological process (GO): visual perception; signal transduction; G protein-coupled receptor internalization
Molecular function (GO): G protein-coupled receptor binding
Source: RefSeq, a predicted model, not a curated record